Molecule: messenger RNA, 2607 nt
Organism: Kluyveromyces lactis
Lineage: Eukaryota; Fungi; Ascomycota; Saccharomycetes; Saccharomycetales; Saccharomycetaceae
Gene: DUG2
Product: glutamine amidotransferase subunit DUG2
Exons: 1
Coding region: 1-2607 (868 amino acids)
Biological process (GO): glutathione catabolic process; proteolysis
Molecular function (GO): peptidase activity; protein binding
Source: RefSeq, a predicted model, not a curated record
AUGUCUCCAUCGCAGUUACAUAAAUGGAGCCAUGACUUCUGUAUAUUGUCUACCGUUACAUUUCCACGCAAGAAGCUUUUGUUUGCUGGUACUCAGGAUUCUAGAAUUUUAUGCAUUGAUUUACGCACUUACAAUUUGAUUCAUACCAUCCGUCUAGGAGCUUUAGAUGGAACCAACACGAGAUCUAGCGUUUUGUGUUUGACAAAGUCCAAAAACGAAGAGUAUUUGUUUAGUGGUGGAGCUGAUUCAUUAGUACGAGCCUGGUCAGUCGGUGGGAACACUCAUGACUACAGUUUAGCCGUUAAAGAGAUGGUUACUAUUUACUCGUUAAUGGAUAUCGGUGAUAUCUUCUCAUUGGCAUAUAUUGAUGAACUAGACUUGGUUGUUUUUGGCUCGCAGAAUGCGUCCUUGUUGUAUGUUGCCAAUGUUUUCAAGCAAAACAACUUAAAGAAAGAUUACACCAUGUUGCCUCAUCUAAGAUUCGAUAAAUUUUUUGACUCAAAGGGACCUCAGCAACAAUCAACACAACCCCUUGCAGAUUCAUUUGAAACUUUACCCAGUACAAUAUCAUCCCUGUCACUACACGAUGAAGAAUCAGCGUGUCAGACCUUACAAGUUCCAUCUUCCAAUAUCCUACCAUUUGCGCACAAUGGAUUUGUAUAUUCCAUCGUCAAAUUAGAGUCCCACAGAGAUACUCUACCAAUAUACCUGGACUUGAAACCUGACGUUCAAUACAUUAUUUCUGGUGGUGGAGAUGGCGUUUCCAAGUUAUGGUCAUUGCAUGUAGAUCCAGCCGAUGAUCAAUCGGUCAAAAUCUGUUUGGUUACCGAAUUAGAUAAUGAUGAACCAGUUUUAACACAAUUCCUGGAAUUCCCUUUCCUCUACGUAGGACUCACGGACGGUUUAUUGAAAAUUUGGGAUUUGAACACCAAUCAAUCGGUAAGUACCUUACAGAGCGAUGAUCCAAGUGAUAUCACCUCACUGGCAGUUUGUCAAGAUCAGAUUUUCGCCUCUCAAAGAAAAGGCGUUACUAAAUUCUUCCAGGAUGACGUUUAUCAUUGGCAAGGGCAUCAAGGAAGUAUUUUAAGCUCUGAGAUAAUUUGCAAAAGUUGUACCAAAAAUCCGUAUACAAGGCUCGUCACAGGUGGUAAUGACGGUUCCUUGAUCCUUUGGAAUAUCACAGACUUAAUCAAUAAUGGCCAAGAGGAUAUAGAUCCGAUAUUCCAUAGUCAUGAAGCUACUGCCAAGGACCGUCAUAAUUCUUGGACUGCUACGAAUUUGGAUAAUGACCAUAUGCUUCAUAAUUUGAGCACUCUUAUUCAUUUUCAAACUGUUUCUAGAAAAGCUGAUACAAGACACUUACUUGAAGGUCGUCGUUGUGCAACUCACCUCCAGCAGCUAUUUUAUAAACUAGGAGCAAGAAAUUGUGAUUUAAUUCCUGUUCACAAUGAAGGAAAUCCCAUCGUAUAUUCUGCAUUCUCUGGUAACUCCAGAAAUGUAGAGAAAAGGAAGAAAAUAGUAUGGUACGGACAUUAUGAUGUGGUAGCAGCAGAUAUGGAUUAUUGGAACACAGAUCCUUUCAAACUCACUUGUGAAAACGGCUUUUUGAAGGGAAGAGGUGUAUCUGAUAACAAGGGUCCAUUAUUAGCUGCUAUGUACUCGGUGGCAGAACUUGUGCAAAAUGGUGAACUAGAUCAUGACAUCACCUUUAUCAUCGAAGGACAAGAGGAGAAUGGUUCAGCAGGCUUCAAAGAAGCACUUGCAGACAAUAGAUAUAGAUUCGGAGAAAAGAUUGAUUGGGUCAUUUUAAGUAAUUCUUAUUGGUUAGAUGACAACAUUCCCUGUUUGAAUUAUGGGCUAAGAGGUAUGGUCAAUUUAACAGUCAGUGUGACUAGUGACGAACCAAAUAGACAUUCUGGGUUUGAUGGUGGUGUUCAUCGUGAACCUACAGCCGAUUUAAUCAGCAUCAUUUCUAAAUUACAAGAUGAUGGUGGGAAAAUUUUGAUUCCACAUUAUGACGACAACAUAAAGCCUCUGUCUGAGAAAGAACUGGCACAAUUGAUCGAAAUUGUGGAAAGAGCUCAGCUACACGAAUCUGUCACAGUCGAUAGUUUAAUCGCCAAAUGGACCAAACCAUCACUAUCAGUUACCACCAUGAAGGUGAGUGGACCAUGUGAACCGACAGUCAUUCCACAAUCUGCCUCUGUUGACAUAUCAAUUCGAUUGGUUCCUGGUCAAGAUCUCAAUGUCAUCAAACAGUCAUUGAAUGACUACUUGCAUUCAUGCUUUUCAAGAUUGAAGACCAAAAAUCAUCUCUCUAUCAAGGUAUUAAAUGAAGCAGAACCUUGGUUAGGAAAUCCUUCGAAUAGUGCCUAUCAAAUUAUAAGAGAGGAAAUAGGCAAAGAAUGGAACACAGAACCUUUAAUGGUGAGAGAAGGAGGUUCCAUUCCAAGUAUUAGAUACCUUGAGAAGACUUUGGGCGCCCCUGUCGUACAAAUACCUUGUGGCCAAUCAAAUGAUAAAGCACAUCUACCAAAUGAACAGUUAAGAAUGAAAAACUGGUAUAAGAUGAGAGAGAUUCUUACCAGAGUAUUCAAUAGGCUCUGA